CAGCAUUAGUCGCGCGAGCAUGUGUCAAUGUGUAUAAAUUGAAGACUAAACCAAGUCACAUAAAGACUCGCGCGCACGUGUAGUAAUCGGCAUUAUACUGUAUGAGCGCCGGUUGCGGGAGACGGUGAGAUUUGUUUUUCAAAGCUCAGUGCGGCGCAUAAAAGACUCUUUGUGUGUUUACAGCAGCCAAAUUUUAUGCGUACAUGACGAUUACAGUGGAUGAGGGUACAUUUAAAUAUAUAUCAUGUAUCGUGAUCGGCAAGUGAAAUCGGUAUACCGGUGCAGUGGAAAAUUAAUGUUGGUUUUUGAAAAAUAAAUGUGGAGGUACUGAGUAUGCCGAUGGCCGAUGUGUUUUGACACUUUCAUGAGUUUGCAGUUCAUCGGGCGUUAUAUCACCGGUUGAUAGUGUGUAUAUAUGUGGUGUUUUUUUUUCUGUCCGAAAAAGUUGUCGGCAGGGAAGAUGAAAAAUACGCUGGCAGCGAUAUUUCAAGGUGUAUACGUCGACCGGGGCCUUGAAACAAUACCACCAACAGUCGUGCAGCUCUCCAUUGAAAAUCUGAAAAUCAGCCUCACUUGGGCCCUCGAUCAAUGCCGCAACCGUUAGCAGCAUCGCCAGUCGAUUAGUGCACCAAAACAGGGGAGUCGCUAUGGCUGAUCUAAUGGAGGUCACCACCACCACGGGCACCGGCUCCAAGGGUGAGGACUGGCGGGACGAGGAUCUCGCCUUCUGGGAGGUAGCCCUGCUCGGGUUCAUACUGGCCGUGAGCGUCGUGAGCAACGGCCUCGUGCUCUUCGCCAUUUAUUUGAGGCGGUACAGGGGCAGGAGGCACAGGCUGACGCGCAUGCACUUUUUCGUGAUGCAUCUGAGCAUCGCCGAUCUCACCACCGGACUGCUCAAUGUGCUGCCCCAACUGGCUUGGGAUAUUACGUAUAGAUUCAAAGGUGGAGAUGUGCUGUGUAAGAUGGUAAAGUUCGGCCAACCGCUGGGCUCGUACCUGAGCUCCUACAUCCUCAUAGCCACGGCAGUCGACAGGUACCACGCCAUUUGCUUCCCACUAAGCUACUGCCGGACGACCUCGAGAAGGUCGAGAGUCAUGGUGUACAGCGCCUGGGUGCUCGCCCUCAUCCUCUGUGUACCCCAGGUGUUUAUCUUCUCCCUUCGAAUAGUAUCGGCUGGCGUGUGGGACUGCUGGGCAACCUUCACCGGUCACGGGCAAAAAAUCUACGUCACCUGGUACAGCUUGACCGUGUUCCUGGUGCCGUUCAGCGUGCUGUCGUUCACGUAUACCCGGAUCUGCUGCAGCAUCUGGCGCAACCGGGACGUCCUAGUGCUGGGCAAUCUCGAGAAACAGCAGCAGCAAGCCCUGUCCAACCAGGCGCGCAACCAACACGCCCUCAUUUCCAAGGCCAAGAUGAGCACGGUCAAACAGACCCUGGCCGUCGUCAUCCUUUACGCGGCCUCGAGCUUACCUUUCAUUGGCUGCCAACUGUGGGCUACCUGGGUACCCGGUGCCGCCGAGUCGCCCUUCUACACUGGUCCGGCGUUUACGAUUCUGAGUUUGCUGAGUAGUCUGACGAGCUGCGUCAACCCCUGGAUAUACUUGGUGUUCAGUCGCGAGCUGCGGGUCUCGCUGAUCAAGUUCCUCCACCACUUGGUUAAGCGCAAUAGGUCAUCGAGCUCCGAGCGAGCCUCGAGCAACGAGAAUUCAAACGAAACGAGAUCCUCGAAAAAGUCCUCUUUGAUCUCGAGGGUGACUCGUUACACGAGCUUGAUUAUUUAUCGUUCCAGUAGCAGCGACAGGAGUACCAAGUGAACAUCCCUUAUCCUUCCCCCCCCCCCUCCCCCGCAUCUAUUCUACCCUCUUUCUAUCAUACCCGACCAGGUAUAAUUUAUAUAUAUAUAUCUGUACAAAGUGCAAUCACUGCGUGUAACAUAUUAUACAUAUAUAUUUUUCAUUUUUUCACUGUAAAUAUGUGAUUUGUAAGGUUUAAUAAAGUAUACGUCGUUUUACACAAACAGGAA
Messenger RNA from Copidosoma floridanum, 2023 nucleotides. Its product is annotated as oxytocin receptor A-like. Gene Ontology annotation, cellular component: plasma membrane. Lineage: Eukaryota; Metazoa; Arthropoda; Insecta; Hymenoptera; Encyrtidae. Gene Ontology annotation, biological process: cellular response to hormone stimulus; G protein-coupled receptor signaling pathway. The record is from RefSeq and is a predicted model, not a curated record. Gene Ontology annotation, molecular function: peptide binding; vasopressin receptor activity.